AUGAACCCAGCGAUUCCCGCGUACGAAGCGGCCGUGGACCUGCUCCGCCGGUCGAUGGCCAUCGAGGACCGCGCCGCCGCCGACUUCAUGCAGCAGCAGCAGUACGCUGGCGACCUGGACGGAAGCGCCGCCGAGCGUCGACCGACCCGCGACGACGUCGUCGCUGCCCUUCUCUCGAUCGCCGACGACCCGCCGCUCGCGCUCCAGCGCAUUGCCGCUCCGAUCCCGUGCAUGCGCGACAACCUCUCCUUUGAUCGUCUCGAGCGAGUGGACGCGGCCUUGGUCGACGUCCUCGUAGCGACCGGCCGCUUUGACGUCGCCCUCGUCAGCUUCAAGGUCGACCAACAGGGCGGGUACACCAACUUCCUCUCGAUGGUCGAGCCGCACCCAGCGUGUGGGAUCCCAACCAACGUCGCCUCACGUCUUCCCGACAAGAGGGUCCACGCGUACCUCGGUGACGUCAGCAGGGCGACCCCAUCUUGCGCGAUCGUGUUUUGGCCGACGCCAUUCCGCGCGAGUAUCGUAGGGCUCGACGCUACAUUGCCGCUUGCGCAAACGGCCAUCGACAACGUUCCGGGCGAUCGCCUCGGGCUGAGCGUCCGCGAUUUGCUGCUUGGCGUCCUUUCGGCCGUGGUGCUUGUCCAACCUCAGCCAACGCAACUCACCGCCAUCACGAGAGUGUUCGUCCAGUGCAACGACGUGGCACUCGAUCUCAGGGGCGUUGGCAUCUGCAUCCACGCGCUCCUCAAGUCGUAUGGCUGGAUCCCACUCUUUUCUGCGCUCCAAGGCCUCUUCGAGCGCUCCAAGGGCGCAAUAGACAGUCUCUGUCGUCUCCUCGCGAGUCUCGCGGGCCUCACGAGCGGUGAUGAUGCAUUGUGCCCGCCGCUGGAGCAGCCGUUCGUGUGCGAGCUCGUCAAGUUGCUCUCGGGCGUCCUGCUCGGGUACUUGAAGGACCAAAACACUCGCUCCAACAUGCACUACUGGAUCCUUCUUGACUGGUACAUCGACAAAGUGGCGCCCCACAUGCCGCACGGCAACUGGAUCAGCCUGCGCCUCCCACCGGCCCUCGUCGUCGUCGUCGAUAGCUACCUCUUCCGUCCCCCGUUUGGCGACGUGCUUGCGAGCAGCGGGCUUACGCUGACGGAUAAGCUCCGGAGCCUUUCGAUGGGCCUCGUGGACGCAAUUGCGCGCCAGCCGACGCUGCAUCGGCCAAAGUACUUGGCGGCGAUCUCGACCAAGAUCAACGAGGUCGUUACCGUGCUCCCGAGCUUUCGUCGGAUACGCGGAACCUUGGCAUUGAAUGGGUGGUGGCACGCGGCGUGGCGAGAUCGACCGACGACGAUCUCUCUGCAGACAGCGUACGUGCGCGAUGUGCUCGACGCAAUGCACACGCUUGGCCACUGCGACGAGGCGCUGUUUACCGCUAUGCGCCACUUUAGUGGCCGCAAAGUCUUCAUCGCUGGCCUCUUGCGGUUUCUCCAGCACCCGGCGACCGCAGUCGCGUCCCGUGUGCAGUCGCUCGUGGCCAGCUACGUCUUCUCGAUCGCACCGUCAUUUACCGUCACCGACGCCUUCGGUCGCAUGCGAGAAAGCAAGGCCCUCGCCCCGUCGGUCAAGAGUGUCGUCGACGCCCUCCAUGUGCUCACGCUCGUGGCGCCACACGAAGUGCGAACGUUCGGCCUCGCGUGGGCUGCGGCGCUACCAGAGACGCUGGAUGCCACCCGCCACGCGCUCUACUCUGUCGUCGUCGAGGCGACGAAGCGGCUCCCGCACGACACUGGCCUCAUUUCGGACUUGGCCGCGCAGUGUCUGGCCAACUUUCACAAAGACCGGGCGCCCGUGCCCGACGUGAGCAAUGUCGUCAUCGAUGACAUUGCCGUCGACGUCGACCACUGCGCGCAGUGCGCUGCGUUUGUCGUCUUUUUGCGUGAUGGCACGCGGAUUGAGUUUGAGUUUGCUGGUCUCUGCGAGGCACUCCUGGAUGAAAUUGCCAGCCAUCAAGGCCAGCUCGGAUUGCACCACGACGACGUCGAGCUUAUUUUUCCCAUGACGGACGAUCUCUUCCGUGUCGACGUGCGUGGCGGGAACAACUCGAUGGGCGAGGCGAUGAGGGGCCCAUACGUCGUUCGGAAGCGCACGACGCAGGUUGGCCGCAAGAUGGGUCUCGAGCAUCACAUUGAACGCCUGAGCCAUCUGCACCGCGACACCAAGGCCGUCGCGAAGCUCCAGCUGCUUCUCCAGCCGGUGCGCGCGAUCGAGGCGGCGGACAUGAACGACGCGCAACCGCCGUUAAAGCGCCCUCGUCUCGACGCCUAG
Messenger RNA from Saprolegnia parasitica CBS 223.65, 2316 nucleotides. RefSeq lists its product as hypothetical. Lineage: Eukaryota; Oomycota; Saprolegniomycetes; Saprolegniales; Saprolegniaceae. Bases 1 to 2316 code for a protein of 771 amino acids. The transcript has 2 exons. The record is from RefSeq and is a predicted model, not a curated record.